AUGAACUGCGCUAACUCGACUCUGCUUGGCGGUGGAGGAGUGGACGGAUGCAUCCACAGGUCGGCGGGGUCCCUGCUGAAGGAAGAGUGUCGCUCCCUCGGAGGAUGCAGCACCGGCAAGGCCAAAAUCACCUGCGGAUACCGCUUGCCUUCCAAGUACGUGAUCCACACGGUGGGGCCGCGCGUGUUGGACAGCGUGCCCACGCCCGAGGAGCGCAAGCAGCUGGAUGGCUGCUACAGCGAGUGCCUGCACAUCGUGGAGGACAAGGAGCUGCGGUCCGUGGCGUUUCCAUGCAUUUCUACAGGGAUUUAUGGUUUCCCCAACGAGCCGGCGGCCAGGAUCGCGUUGGAGACGACCAGAAACUGGCUCGAGAAAUACCACAGCAAGGUGGACAGAAUCAUCUUCUGCCUCUUCCUGCCGAUCGACGUGGAGCUCUACGACACCCUCAUGCCCGUCUAUUUCCCGCGUGCUCCCAAAGGUAAAGGUGCCGGCGGCGUCAGUGACCGCCAAGGGGCGUCUAGCCAGGGGUCGUCCCCGUGGCGUCUUGCGAGCGGCCGAGUGACACCGAAGCAACCGGGGGGAGUCUUCGGGCCCUCCUCAAUCCUCUCGCUUCUCUCUCCCUUGUCGCUCAAGCUGCCAUUCUUCGCAGCGGCGGCGGUGGCUUCUGUGCAAGCCGUCGAACAAAGAUGA
Molecule: messenger RNA, 690 nt
Organism: Lethenteron reissneri (Far Eastern brook lamprey)
Lineage: Eukaryota; Metazoa; Chordata; Hyperoartia; Petromyzontiformes; Petromyzontidae
Product: ADP-ribose glycohydrolase MACROD1-like
Biological process (GO): peptidyl-glutamate ADP-deribosylation; DNA damage response; purine nucleoside metabolic process
Cellular component (GO): nucleoplasm
Molecular function (GO): ADP-ribosylglutamate-[protein] hydrolase activity
Source: RefSeq, a predicted model, not a curated record